Oncorhynchus gorbuscha (pink salmon) is the source of this 924-nucleotide messenger RNA. Its product is annotated as olfactory receptor 2D2-like. The transcript has 4 exons. Lineage: Eukaryota; Metazoa; Chordata; Actinopteri; Salmoniformes; Salmonidae. Gene Ontology annotation, cellular component: membrane. Gene Ontology annotation, molecular function: olfactory receptor activity; G protein-coupled receptor activity. The record is from RefSeq and is a predicted model, not a curated record. Gene Ontology annotation, biological process: G protein-coupled receptor signaling pathway.
AUGUCUCUCAGACAAGAUGUCCUGUUAGAUGGACGGGAACUGGGUCUCAAGGAGAUCUGCACAGAGCUGGCCAUCUUUCUUCUGUUGGUAUACAUCAUGUUCGUCAUCGGCAACAACAUGAUCGUCACUCUGGUGAUCAUCACUCCAAACUUCAAAGACUCUUGCCUUCAAGCCAACGUGUCAGUUGUGACUGAAUUCCUCUUCAUUGGGGUUGAGAGCGGGCUGAAAAACGUCUACCUAGAGCUGGCCAUCUUCCUAUUGGUGGUCUACCUGAUGAUCCUGAUUGGGAAGCUCAUCAUACUUACCCUGGUGGCGACAGACCCCAAGCUGCAGUCAGCCAUGUACAUGUUCCUCAGCCAUCUGUCCCUCGUAGACAUUGUGAUAUCGACCAGUGUUCUGCCUAAGAUGAUAGCAGUGAGUUUGUGGAAUAACGUAACGAUCUCCUACUCAGCGUGUUUCCUCCAGUUGUAUGUGUAUUUGUCAUUUCAAACCGUCGAGAGCAUGCUGCUGUGUGUCAUGGACUAUGACCGCUAAGUCGCCAUCUGCAAUCCCUUACAGCAGCAUUAUCUUAGAGACUCGAUCUAUUUCCCGUUCACUGUCAUUAUUUGGUCCUACUUCAGAAUCCUUGUAGCCGUCUGCAAGAUUGCAUCUUCAGAGGCCCGUAUGAAAGCCUUCUCUACCUGCUCCGCACAUCUCACUGUCGUCCUCCCCUUCUACCUUGCUCACUCCUGCGUCUACAUCAGUGCCAAAUCUGAAAACAUUCACUGUAAAGUUAUAAUCUUGAUAUCUAUCGGUAACUGCUUCCUGACUCCUGUUAUAAAUCCCAUCAUCUAUAGUUUAAGAAACAAAGAGAUAACGGCUGCGCUGAGAAGGCCCUGUUCUGGUAAGGGCGACUCUGACGGUGUACAACAGGGACACGUUUGA